AUGACUCGCUACCUUACACUCCUGGCCACACUUGGCGCCGUUUCUCAUGCCGCCGAGCAGGUUGACCUACCCCCUGACGAGCCUCGUCAUAUUCUGGCUCAGAGUGUCUUGCAAGAUGGUGCCUGGAUCCCCAACCUAGAAAGGGCCUCGGCCGCGGGACUCUGUGACGACAAGGGGUUCGAUGAAAACCCGCCGUUGUCGCUCCCCAAACGGGCCACCGUCGCGGAUCUCAAGUGGCAGCCGGCCCUCGACUUUGACACGGACAGCUGCUACAACGUCCCCGCCAUCGGCCCGGACGGCCAUAUCGAUCAGGGCCGGUCCCGGCAUGAGACAAACACCGACGGUUGCCGAGACGAACGCGACCUGGACAACAGCAACGUCUACUCGCGGGCGCGGUGCAACGCAAACGGCUGGUGCGCGCACCUCUACGACUACUUCUUCGAAAAAGAUAUUGGGGACCGCCUGUGCAUCGGCCACCAGUACGACUGGGAGCACAUUGUCGUGUGGACCAAGAACGGCACGCCGAGGAUGGGUGCCGUCUCGGCCCACGGCCGCUACAACGCGCGGCUCUGGCACGACAUCCCCAAGUACGAGGACACCCACGUCAAGGCCGUCUACAACAAGGACGGUGCCAUUGGGACGCACUACUUUCGCUGGUCGCAAGGCCUGCGCGACGAGCCGCCCGAGAACCACAAGCGCCUGUGGUGGAGGUCAGACCUCGUCUCUUGGAACGGCUUCCCGAGCCUCGAGCUGCGCAACAAACUAGCGAGCUACGACUUUGGCGCGGCGCACAUGGCCAUCACGGACGCGGCUCUCGCGGGGAACCUGAGGCGGUCGGUCGAGGGCAUCCGCGGCCGAAUCCCGGACUUUGACUUUGACUUUGACAUGGACGAGAGCACAUCCCCGUGA
Messenger RNA from Hirsutella rhossiliensis, 909 nucleotides. Its product is annotated as necrosis inducing protein (NPP1) domain-containing protein. Bases 1 to 909 code for a protein of 302 amino acids. The transcript has a single exon. The record is from RefSeq and is a predicted model, not a curated record. NCBI's taxonomy places the organism in Eukaryota, Fungi, Ascomycota, Sordariomycetes, Hypocreales, Ophiocordycipitaceae.